Torulaspora globosa is the source of this 1587-nucleotide messenger RNA. RefSeq names its product NADH-ubiquinone reductase (H(+)-translocating) NDI1 (gene NDI1). The record is from RefSeq and is a predicted model, not a curated record. Bases 1 to 1587 code for a protein of 528 amino acids. NCBI's taxonomy places the organism in Eukaryota, Fungi, Ascomycota, Saccharomycetes, Saccharomycetales, Saccharomycetaceae. The transcript has a single exon. Gene Ontology annotation, molecular function: NADH dehydrogenase activity.
AUGUUGUCACAUCUCUCCAAGAACAAGAAAGUACUACUGGCCGGCUCGCGGCUGGCAAGAAUGGCGUCGACUGGCGCCGUCAGCAGUGGAGCUGCGGCUCCGGCGGGCAGCUCUCAUCCACAGACUACGUCUGUGGAGAAAGCUGGCACCGGGCCUGCAUCUUUCAAGACGGCCAAGGUUAUCGAGACCAAUCACGACGACAAGCCCAACGUGGUGAUUCUGGGGUCUGGCUGGGGUGCCAUCUCUUUUCUGAAACACAUCGACACCAAGAAAUACAACGUCUCGAUCGUUUCGCCAAGAAACUAUUUCCUUUUCACGCCUCUACUGCCCUCCACGCCUGUCGGAACCGUGGACGAAAAAUCGAUCAUCGAGCCCGUGGUUAACUUUGCACUCAAGAAGAAGGGCAACGUCACGUACUAUGAGGCGGAGGCUACUUCUAUCAACCCUGACAGGAACACGGUCACGAUCAAGACGAUCUCGACCGUGCAACAGCUGACCAAGCAGGAGCAGUUCUUGGGCAUCUCGCAGGAGGACGCAGCGGAGAUUAAGUACAACUAUCUGAUCACGGCGGUCGGAGCCGAGCCCAAUACGUUUGGCGUGCCGGGUGUCGAGGAAUACGGUCACUUUCUCAAGGAAAUCCCCCACUCGUUGCAGAUCAGGGAAAAAUUCGCCAAGAACCUGGAGAAGGCCAACCUGCUGCCAAAGGGCAGCCCGGAGAGAAAGAGACUGCUGUCGAUAGUGGUUGUUGGUGGUGGCCCGACCGGUGUGGAGGCCGCCGGUGAGCUGCAGGACUACGUUCACCAGGAUUUGAGAAAGUUCUUGCCCUCGUUGGCCGAGGAAGUGCAGAUCCACCUCGUAGAGGCCUUACCGAUCGUCUUGAACAUGUUCGAGAAAAAAUUGUCCUCGUAUGCCCAGAAGGUGUUGACCGACUCUACAAUGAAACUACACUUGAGAACGGCUGUCGGAAAGGUCGAGAAGGAUCAUUUGAUCGCCAAGACCAAGCAUGAAGACGGAUCCGUCACUGAGCAGACCAUCCCAUACGGUACCUUGAUCUGGGCUACCGGUAACAAGGCUAGGCCUAUCGUCACCGACCUGUUCAAGAAAAUCCCAGAACAAAACAGUUGCACAAGAGCUCUCGCGGUUAACCAAUUUUUGCAGGUCAAAGGUUCCAACAACAUUUUCGCCGUCGGUGACAACGCAUUUGCUGGUUUGCCUCCAACCGCACAGGUGGCUCACCAACAGGCUGAGUACUUGGCAAGGUCGUUCGAUAAGAUGGCUCAGCUACCUGGCUUCCAUGAGAAGCUUGCCCAGAGAAAGGAAAAGGCAGAUGUGCUUUUCGAGGAGAAUGGAUUCAAGAGCUUUAACUACAUCCACUACGGUGCAUUGGCCUACUUGGGUGCUGAAAAGGCAAUCGCCAAUAUUUCAUACGGUAAGCGGUCCUUGUACACCGGGGGAGGUCUGAUUACCUUCUACAUCUGGAGAGUGCUAUACUUGUCUAUGAUCCUAUCAGCAAGAUCGAGAUUUAAGGUCAUCACUGACUGGAUGAAACUGGCCUUUUUCAAGAGAGAUUUUUUCAAAGAUUUGUAA